AUAAAUAGGUUGCGUAACAGAAACAUGUGAUUUGUGUCUUUAAUCCUUACCGGAUUCAUGAAAUGUGCCAACAAAUGUAUCAAACAAAAAGCCUGCUACUUGUUAACUUAAUGACUUGUUAAAAUCUAGAGUGAAAAGAGUAAUAAUCAAUCAAUGCUGGUUAAUGGUUAGUGAAACCAUGAGCCAACUCCAGUUGAUGGCUCUUAGGUAAAUAUAAAGUCCUCCCAAAACUGGAUAUAUAUCUUUGGCCCUUCCCCAACAACCUGUGCCCUCUCUUAAUGUGAAGACGCAGCUCAAACUGAACUGAACAUAUUGAAUUGCUUUGAAUCGCUUGCACCCUGUCUGCUCAAACUGCAACGUGAUUUUUUGACCUGUCCACUAUGACAGCAGAGGGAAGGCCAGAUGGGUUCAGCGAGUCAGGAAAAAAGGAAUAUUCAGAGAUGAAUAUGAACCAAAAGCCUCAAGCUAAUUGUUGCUCUCCGACUCUAAAGAUCUUUAUUGGAGUUCUUGCAUUUGCUUUUUUCACCAAAUCUCUGUCGGGGACUUACUCCAAGAGCACCAUCACUCAGAUUGAGAAAAGGUUUGAUAUCUCCAGCUCCACUGUUGGCGUCAUCGAUGGAAGCUUCGAAAUGGGUAAUCUGUUGGUCAUUACUGUGGUAAGCUACUUUGGUGCCAAGUUUCACAGGCCCAAGAUCAUUGGAGCAGGAGCUCUGCUGAUGGCUGCAGGCACACUGUUAAUGUCUCUACCUCACUUUCUGAUGGGACGGUACGAGUAUGAGACAGUUGCCUCCCACACUAAUGAUGCUGAUAAUUUUACACUAAGCUCUAUCUGCUCACCUAACACCCAGAAUCCCUUUCAACAGCCUGUUUCUGGGUGUCAAAACGGAGAAGAGGAAGGCUCGCCCAUGUGGGUUGUUCUUAUGGUGGGAAACAUUAUCCGGGGCAUCGGGGAAGCCACCAUUGUGCCUUUGGGAAUAUCAUUCAUAGAUGACUAUGCACGCCCAGAAAACUCUGCUUUCUACAUUGGUUGUCUACACACAAUUAGCGUGAUCGGUCCACUGUUUGGUUACUCCCUUGGAUCUCUCUGUGCUAGUCUUUAUGUGGACAUUGGUUUAGUGAGCCAAGAAAGUUUAAGCAUCACCCAACAGGACUCUCGGUGGGUUGGGGCCUGGUGGUUGGGUUAUGUGGUUGCAGGAUGUCUGACACUUUUGGCUGCUUUGCCUUUCUGGUGCCUUCCCCGAGCUCUGCCUGAAAUCCCCAAGAGCGCUGAGCUAGACCACCCCUCAAAUCAGCACCAACACACAACCAGCAUUAAAGAUAUAGCCAAAGAGUUUGGUCCAUCUCUGAAGCGUUUGCUCUCAAACAAGAUCUAUUUCCUCUACUUGAUUUCCAACCUUAUGAUGUUUAACGCCUUCGUCAUAAUUAUAACAUACGUGCCUAAGUACUUGGAACAGCAGUUUGGACAGAGCACAUCCAAAACCAACUUUCUCAUAGGAGUGACUACUAUGCCAGCUGUGGCUCUUGGUAUUUUUCUGAGUGGGGUGGUGAUGAAGAAGUUUAAACUUGGUCUUCUGGGCGCCUCCAAAGUGGCUUUCUUUACCUCUAUUGCUGGAUUUCUAUGCUCUUUGCCUUACUUUGCUCUCAGCUGCCAAAAUAUUGAUUUUGCUGGCGUCACAGCUCCCUAUCAAAGUUCCAUGGAUGUUCAAACUAUAGAUGGUUUACUGUCUUCCUGCAACUCAGCAUGUGGUUGCACCGACAGCCAGUGGGAUCCAGUGUGUGGACAGAAUGGCAUCACCUACAUCUCUCCCUGCCAUGCUGGCUGUGAUUCUACCCAUGGCACAGGGCGAAAUAUGACUUUCCAUGAAUGUUCGUGUGUCAGGAGCUGGGCUCCGAAUGCAGGAAACUCAUCUGCAGCAUUGGGACAGUGUUCACGAGAGAGCAACUGUGCUAAAAUGUUUUACAUCUUUCUGGCACUUCAGUCUGUCAGCUUCUUUGUGUACUGCCUGGGCAGCACUCCUAUCUUCAUCAUCUCACUGAGGUCCGUGGAGCCUGAACUAAAGUCUCUCUCUGUUGGGAUGUUACUGCUUGUUUUAAGAGUCCUGGGUGGCAUACCUGCACCCAUUUAUUUUGGCGCGCUUAUUGACUCUACCUGUCUGAAAUGGGGCAAUAGAAAAUGUGGUGGAAGAGGGGCGUGCAGAAUAUACGACAUUCAUACUUUCAGGAUGCUGUUUCUUGGACUGGUCGCCUGUUUGCGGGUCUUUGGUUACGCUUUGUUUUGGAUAGCGAUCACAUACAUUAAAAAAAAGGAACAAGCAGAACAAUCCGUAGAACUCCAGAAACCAGCGGUGUGUGAUCCAGAUCUGGAGGAGGCUUUAAAUCAAUCCUCUGCCGAGGACAAUCAUGAGGUUCAGAAAGCUCUAAAGGAGGAGUUUUUAUGAUGCAUUGAUACACAUAAUAUUUUUUUGUGUAUAGUUGUUUUUGCUCAUUAUAGACGGUUUCAUCAGCAACAACAUAAUGAUUUUGUGGCCCAAAGUUAACUUCCACUAGACUAGCAAAGAACCAGAAUCCCUCUAGAUUAUUUCUGAUAACAUGCUUAAUUAAUAACUAAUAAAGUAAAUUACCUCAGUUUAAAUCAUAGUUAAAGCAUAUCAACUACUAUACUGAGCAAUUAUUGUACAAUGUAUAAUGUUACAAUGUUAGCUACAGAUCUUUGAAUUCUUGCUUGGCUGUCAAGUCUCUCUUCGUACAGCAAUGAUCCAUGCUCGCCAUCUCCCCUGGUCUUUAGGAAACCAAAACAUUUUUACAAUAGUCAACAUUUGAAGUGGAUAAAGUUCAUGUAAAGUUGUACCAAGACAAGAACGUGUAUUGAGUAUUGGCUUUUAUCCAAUAUAUAAUCAUUUAUAAAAGAUUUCUUUUGAUCCACUUUAAAUGUUGACUAGUCUCUUAAACCCUGAGGACCCUGUCCCGGGUCCAAAAUUUAGUAUUUUGACUUAAUAUAAAAUAUUCUUUUAAUCUUUAAUGGUCCGUCAUGGACCCCAGUAACACAUAUGAGAUACUGUUUGAAAGCUUAGAGUCUCUACUUUCUGCAGAUAUGCAUCACUUUGAAAUACAUUUUACAUGAAGAAAUUUAUUUACACUUAAUUUACACUAUCACCCCCCCCCCAUAUUUUUUAUAUCAUUUAAUUUUCACAUAUUUCAUAUUUUUCAAAUAUGACAAACAUGGGCAAGUCUUAUAUCACAUGAAAGCUCUCAUUCUCGGGAAUAAGGCUACAGUGUUCUCAACACAUAUCCAACAAUCGUCGAAUGAAUAAUGAGGUAAAAAAUGGUCUUUUGUAAACAUAUGUGAAACUUGAGUGUGAACUGCCUCAGAUAGCACAUAUAGCCACAAAUGAUACACCAUCUUUUAUUUUAGGUCCUACUCUAAACAAUGAAUCCAUUCACAGCAUUUUCUUAGGUUGUGUGCAUGAAUAAUCCCUUGCUAUUCAUUAUAUGUGCAAAACAAAAAAAAUUAUAUUUAUUUGGAAAAUUUAUUUUACAUCCGUCAGUAAAAUGAGAAUAACUUUU
Misgurnus anguillicaudatus (oriental weatherfish) is the source of this 3564-nucleotide messenger RNA. Its product is annotated as solute carrier organic anion transporter family member 1C1. The record is from RefSeq and is a predicted model, not a curated record. Gene Ontology annotation, biological process: transmembrane transport; sodium-independent organic anion transport. Gene Ontology annotation, cellular component: basolateral plasma membrane. NCBI's taxonomy places the organism in Eukaryota, Metazoa, Chordata, Actinopteri, Cypriniformes, Cobitidae. Gene Ontology annotation, molecular function: protein binding.